Messenger RNA from Nasonia vitripennis (jewel wasp), 3322 nucleotides. Its product is annotated as trypsin-2-like. Lineage: Eukaryota; Metazoa; Arthropoda; Insecta; Hymenoptera; Pteromalidae. Gene Ontology annotation, molecular function: serine-type endopeptidase activity. Gene Ontology annotation, biological process: proteolysis. The record is from RefSeq and is a predicted model, not a curated record. Bases 1 to 864 code for a protein of 287 amino acids. The transcript is spliced from 6 exons.
AUGAAGCUGCUAUAUCUGGCUUUCUUCGUCGUCGGCGCUAGCGCUUUUUACGUCGACAAUGAGUCCGACGCACAGAAGAAAGAAAGGAUAGUCGGAGGCAGAAAAGCUCCCAUUGAAAGUUUGCCCUACCAGGCUCAGUUGCUGCAAAACAACGUGCAAAUUUGCGGCGCCUCUAUAAUUUCCAGACUAUGGAUUCUUACUGCUGCUCAUUGUAUAACCGGAAAGAAUCCGAAAUUCACGGUCAUCACCGGAUCAGCAAGCGUUUCUACGGGAGGAGAUCUUCACCACGUCAGCGAAGUUAUCGUACAUUCCGAGUAUGAUAAGAAUACCCAGGAUAACGAUAUCGCUUUGCUGAAGCUAACAAAACCGAUCGUUUACAAUGAGCGUCAAAAGCCUAUCAAACUUUCCACGAAACCUCCGAAUGCCGGUGACCUCAUGACGAUUUCUGGAUUUGGAAAGAAAGGCGAGGACCAAGGCUACGCCAUCUUCCUGGAGACGGCCAACAUGCCAGUGGUCGAUCACGAGCUGUGCGCCAGAAGGUACAUCGAGGACCCGAUCACAGACAACAUGUUCUGCGCGGGCGUAGGGCCUACUGACGCCUGCCAGGGUGACUCCGGUGGUCCGGGUGUCAUCAAUGGUGAACUUGCUGGUGUUGUCUCCGCUGGCCAGGACUGCGGAUCCACGUACUAUCCUGGUAUCUACACUACGGUCUACAACUACCUCAACUGGAUCGCCCAGCACACCAGAACUCCCACAGUCAGACUGACGAGCAGACCGACGACUGCUAAGUUGACUAGCAUUGUCAUCGACCCUAGCAACACAAUCUUGGGAAAGAUUGUUCAUAAGUUCAUCAAUUUCAUCUAAAAGCCUAUUUCAUAUGAGUUGAUGAUAGAUUGUAACUUUUUUACACGAAAUGACGUAUGCUGCUUGUAUUUUCUUUAUUGAAUAAAAUAUUAGCGAGUACGACUAUAAUAAAGUUUACAGCAUUUUAUUGAUGUAAAUCCUAUCUUCUUUUUGAUAACGCAAUUUUGGACUAGUCUUUGCCCUGCCCUGAUAUACAUUAAUUGUAAAAUAAAUUUAAAAAGACAAUAUACCAAUGAAGCAUUUUCCAAAGUCAUUGUAAAAGCAAUGUAUAACUCUUGUACUUUUUUUUUCUUCUAGGUAAGUCAAUUGAGGUCAAUCUUCAUAUCGCGUACUAAUGAUCACAGAGGAGAAAUUACAAUCGGUAAGCUCUUGCGCAUAUCAGUUCUAUUCGUCAAAUUAAUUUUCGUAUACAAAACAUCGUCGACAAAGCCGCUGCACAAUCACCGAAUCAGCCGUACAAACGGUCCAAUUUCCUUCUGUACAGAACCGAACCAGCACAGCAAAAAGCUAUAUGAACUUCCAAUACAACUCUUCAAUAAGUUCAUUCCGAAAAAAACGCUUUCAUGCACACAAAGUAAAAAUCCGGCGCAUUGCGAUAGCAAAAGCGAGUCUGUGGCUUCAAAGUGUAAUUAUCGUAAAAACGAUAACGACCCGUUUUUUCGCUGCGGAGGACAUCAAGAUUAAUGCGCACACGUACACUCUUUACCUUUUUCGUCGAUAUUCGACUCUACUGGCAGAGAAUCUCUCGAUACGUAUAGGAAGCCGCGGCAGCGCACAGGUGCGCUUUCAAUCGCAAUUCUUCGCUUCCCACAGCUUCCUUCGGCGGCAGCAGCCGCGUGUGUGGCUGCGGUCACUCCAGACGUAUACGAUGCACACUUUGGACUGUAAUUUCGCUGUUUUGGAUCCGCUAGUCAAGCAGGAAGGAAAAGCGGCGCGUCGAGGGAAAGUUGUGGACGUUCGAUUUAUGCGUGUGGCAUUAUUUGACUUUUCGCCCAUUUCAUCGCAAGAUUACAAACACUGAAAAAAAGAAAAGAUCAACAGUGCACCAAGUCCCUUUAUGCAGUUUACGUGCUCCGAGCGGAGAAUCAGCGAGUCGAACAGUACUGUUUUCCGAACUGUUACACGCGUGCGUUUGCGAGUAAGAGUAUACGCAACUGCAUACAUUUCACGGAAGCUCCUCAGUUACCACGAUGCGAUCUGGCCUUUUUUCCCACAGCGGAUGUAUUACGAUUAUCGUAUAAUUUUCUCCUCUUCCUCUCGUUUCGCUGCUCUGUCUAGGCGAGAGGGAACAGGAUUUAGAUGAUGAUUAGAGUCGCAUAUCGGCUUCUCAUUUUGCUUAGCUCUCUAAAACGCGUCGCGUGACGUCAACAAUAAUAGGGCUGCAUUGUGCACUCAUAACUGUGGUUUAACCGUAGUUCCAAGCGGCUUGUGAUGAAGUGAAAUUCAUUGGAUAUAUUUUCCCCCGAACUUUCUUUCCAAAAGAAAUCAAUUUACGUGGCUCGUAUAAGAAAGUCACACAUCGAGCAAGUUCAACGACACCUUCGACAAUACCGAAUUUACGACCUCGCGCGCCCAGAUUCACAAAACUCCGUCUCGUAAAUAAACGUGAAAAUCUUACUCAAGUACACGACGAUCGCGAGAGCCUCCGAAGAAUAAUACAGGCAAGGCUUAUUCCCCCCGGGGUGAAAAUAGAUUUAUCACGACCAUUAGUCAUUCGGGUAUAAAAUACAGAGAGACGAUACAACGCUGCGCGUACGUGUACGCGCGUCGAGCGGUGACCGAUGAAUUUCGGAGAGAGGAAAACAGGUUGCCGUUGUCGCUUUUAAUACGAGGAGGCUGGAGAUGCUCCCUUCGAAAUUCGAGACUCCAAAGGCUGUAAUCUCUCGGCUCGACGCGGGAAUCGGUCGCAUCAGGCCCUUGUACGUCUCGGCUCUUGGAUUGAAAAGAAGUGUCCUCUUCGCGUCGAUGGGAUUUCGAGUCAACGACGUCGUUAUAUGCCUACGCACUGUUACGAAGCUUUUUUAUCACUCGCUGUGGGAUGAUCUUCGGGUUACCUUUGCCUUUUACGAUGCACGUGAAAUGUGGAUUAAAUUUCUGUGAUCGGCUUGACUUUUUUGACGGUUUUGGGCGCGAGCAAUAUAGUGAACCAACAGGUUGUCCUUUGUCAACAUUUUCCAGCGUGAAAUUCGACUCUGGUGCAUCUCGAAUCGUCUGUUCUAACCGUUUAUACAACGUAGGUCUAGCAGUAUUUUCCCGAAGCAUCCCAACAAUCGCGCUGAUCGCCCGCUUGCUUUGACGUACACCUUUUUACACGCCGUAUUCCUGCAGCAUGAAAUUCAAUUAAAGAGCGCUGCAAUAAUCUCCCCCCUGCACGGCAAUUUAUCAUGUUUCUCACAACGCGGAAUUGAAAGGUGACCCUUUUAUUCGCCGUGUGUAUACCUUUAAAAACCGGAAAAAA